This is a messenger RNA of Actinia tenebrosa (Australian red waratah sea anemone), 2294 nucleotides long. RefSeq lists its product as uncharacterized. Gene Ontology annotation, molecular function: NAD+ poly-ADP-ribosyltransferase activity; acyltransferase activity, transferring groups other than amino-acyl groups. The record is from RefSeq and is a predicted model, not a curated record. Lineage: Eukaryota; Metazoa; Cnidaria; Anthozoa; Actiniaria; Actiniidae. Gene Ontology annotation, cellular component: nucleus.
AUGGCGGCCAAUUCGAUUUUUUGGAAACUUCCAGAGAAAUUUUCAUUUUUCUCGCGAACUUUAAACAGAAAAGUCGAAGUACAGGCUUAUGUCAUGGAGUUUAGAAGACUUCUACCGUGUGACGGUCUAGGAUUCCAAGAGGUUACAAAUAAAGAGCUACUCCAUGGAGUCGUUGGUCUUUACGAUGUUUGUCUUCCUGAUAUUACACCAGAUGUUCUUUACGGUACUGUGUGUGGAAAAUGGGCAAAAACGUUGAUUUUUAUACGGAGUUUAUCAGAUGUGUUAAAAGAACAACGAGAAAAAGUAAAGAGUAAAAACAAGAAUACCAUUGAAGAGGAGAAGAAUGCUGUACAAAGUGAGGGAGUUGAGCUACAUGUAACAGUUCCACAAGAUCCAAUUUACCUUACUGAGAAGCAUGUUCAUUGGGAAGAUGAAACAAUUCCUAUGUCAUUCGUUGAAAUGGAGGAAAAGCUUGAACAAAACAAGGAAAAAAUAAAGGAACAAUUAGAUCCAUUGAAUGUUAUAGAUAUAGCAGAACAAACUGUAAUCAAAAAUGAACCCAAAUCUCUAAAAACUGAUAGCAAAGGAAUAGAUAUUCAUGAUAAACAUAAAGAAAAGAAAGAAGAAGAAGAAGAGGAUGAAAAACAAGAAGAAGAACCAGGGAUGUUUGAUGGAGUUUUUAGUGAUUCUGAAGGAGAGCAGGAGUCCUCCGAUGAAGAAGAAGACGAAGAAGAUUUUUCUGUUGGUGUAAAUGAUUUUGUAGCAGCAGCAAAAGAAAGAAAAAACCAAAAAGAAUCAGGAAAUGUAUCUAAGGAGACUAUAGGCAUAGAAUCAUUGCUUGUUGGUGCUGCAAGUUAUGAAAGAAUCUAUGGGAAACCAAAAGAAAAAGUGAUGCAAAUAAGUUUGUUGGCUGUCAGAAAGAGAUAUCAAAAGUGUGGAGUAGGAAAAAUGAUUCUAAAUACGCUCAAGGACCCUACAUUCAUUGGACCGUAUGACAGUAUUGCUGUAUAUGCCGAUCACAGUGCAAUCGAUUUCUUCAAGAAAAAUGACUUUACAGAUGACGUAGUGCUGAAUAGCAGAUUUACGCGUUUUAGGAGGGCUACGAGGUCGGAUAUUUCCGGUGUCCACCGAAGUGACCAUGAAAUCCUUGCAAUGGAAGAAGAAAUCAGUCUAUGGCAGAACAAGAGUCUUGAGGCUUAUCAGGCACAGCUGAGCUGUAUGGUUAGAAUGAAACACGAAAUAAGGACACUCAAAGCAUUGGUGGACACCCAAGAAGAGGUCAUUAAAACUCUAACGAAAGCAAAGGAAAGAUUACAAAAGAGUCAUUUCAAAUUAGAGAAAAAAAUACUCGAUAUGCAGCUGGAAAAAGAAGAAAGUGCUGUUAUAGACUUGGACGAAAAAGAAUCAGACGAUGAAGACUUCUACGAGUCACUUGUAUCUAUCUUAAACAAACAGCACAUCAAUGAAGAACACAGUCAAUUGGAUAUGGAAGCCAUUUCUAGGGGAGACUUUGGAGAUGUCUCCAAAGAGGACGAAGAACUUCUGUCAUCUCUUAUUCAUUCCCAAAGCGAGAAAACUCUCAUGCAACAAACUCGUAGAAGCCUUUUAGCCACCGGGCUAUACGAUGACGUUAACGUCACAAACAUUUACAAGGUUGAGUGCAGUCACGUGGCAUUGUUAGAAACCAGUUUGGAAGGUUAUCAACACAGGAAUCCCAAAUCUCCUCCCAUCGUCAAACAACUGUUCUUCUGUGGUGGUUACUCUGACAACAGCAAAAUAGACAAUAUAAUCACAAGAGGUUUUACUAAAGAAGAUUUUACGCAAGGAAUAUAUGGCAAAGGUCUUUACUUUACUCGUCGACCUUCACACGCUGCACAGUUCUCACCUCCUGGCAAGCUUUUAUUGGUCAACGUCAGUUUAGGUGCAACAGAAUCCGUCUAUAAACAAGACAAGAGACGUAUGUUACCUCCUGCUGGCUUUGAUUCAAUUCUGACACCAGGUCGACCAACGUCGCCAGUUUCUCCAAGAUGUUCUAACCAAGCAGAAUAUGUUGUGUUUGAUCCAAUGCAGGCCGUACCAGUCUAUUUGAUUGAGUACUCGACCAGCAAAACAUAAGAUGGUCUAGAACCUUUUUUUUAACCUUGAGAAUUGGUCCAGAAGAUAAAAUCGACUGAAGAAGGUGAUGCAACCUGCAGCGUUCUUUAUAUUAUAUACAAAGCAGAAAAAAGAAAAAGAACAAAAGAAAGAACAAAACGAACAAUAACAAACAAAACAAAUAAAAGUAAAGAAAAGCC